Molecule: messenger RNA, 1978 nt
Organism: Impatiens glandulifera
Lineage: Eukaryota; Viridiplantae; Streptophyta; Magnoliopsida; Ericales; Balsaminaceae
Product: AP-1 complex subunit mu-2
Exons: 11
Coding region: 336-1622 (428 amino acids)
Biological process (GO): vesicle-mediated transport; intracellular protein transport
Cellular component (GO): cytoplasmic vesicle; clathrin adaptor complex
Source: RefSeq, a predicted model, not a curated record
UCCUCAAAUGAAGAAGAACAAUAGGUGACCUCUUCGUCUGCUGCUGCGUAGGCCUAGUGCGUGCAUACUACUAUAGGCUUGAGCUUUGAGCACCAUCUAGUUCAGCUUUUUCUAACAGAUGAUGUUCUACUUUCUGUAGCAGCUCAUAUAUGCGCUCACUACUUCAUCAAAAUCCAUCAAUUUGAGCAUCGGAACCUUUAUGCUGAGAUCCAGAUCCAAAAAUCUCCUCAUUUAUACCUUUUGAUCAUCUCAAAUUACCCGAAUCUCAUCGGAUCUCGUGUCUAAAGGUUCGAUUUCACCUGAUCUCCAAACGAGCGGUCAAACCUAACACUCCGAUGGCGGGAGCCGCCUCGGCGCUCUUCCUUCUCGAUAUCAAGGGCAGAGUUCUUGUAUGGCGUGACUACCGUGGCGACGUCUCUUCCGUUCAGGCUGAACGCUUCUUCACCAAGCUUAUCGAGAAAGAGGGCGAUCCGCAAUCUCAAGAUCCAGUUGUAUAUGACAAUGGAGUCACAUAUUUGUUUAUUCAGCACAAUAAUGUUUAUUUGAUGACUGCUUCCAGACAGAACUGCAAUGCAGCUAGCCUUCUUCUCUUUCUUCAUCGCCUAGUUGACGUCUUUAAGCACUAUUUUGAAGAGUUAGAGGAAGAAUCACUGAGAGACAACUUUGUUGUUGUGUAUGAAUUACUUGAUGAGAUGAUGGACUUCGGUUACCCUCAGUAUACAGAAGCAAAGAUUCUCAGUGAGUUUAUCAAGACUGAUGCUUACAGGAUGGAAGUUACACAGAGGCCACCAAUGGCAGUGACAAAUGCUGUGUCUUGGCGUAGUGAAGGCAUACAAUAUAAGAAAAAUGAAAUCUUCUUGGAUGUCGUGGAGAGUGUUAAUAUACUUGUCAACAGCAAUGGCCAGAUUAUUAGGUCAGAUGUUGUUGGGGCAUUAAAGAUGAGAACUUAUUUAAGUGGGAUGCCCGAGUGUAAACUUGGGCUAAAUGACAGAGUUCUAUUGGAGGCACAAGGGAGGGCAACUAAAGGAAAAGCCAUAGAUUUGGAUGACAUAAAGUUUCACCAGUGCGUUCGGUUGGCCCGAUUUGAAAAUGAUCGCACAAUAUCCUUUAUACCCCCUGAUGGAUCCUUUGAUCUUAUGACAUACAGACUAAGUACUCAGGUAAAGCCUCUUAUAUGGGUAGAAGCACAGGUUGAAAGGCAUUCUAGAAGUCGCAUUGAGUUUUCUGUGAAAGCAAGGAGUCAGUUUAAGGAGCGUAGCACUGCUACAAAUGUUGAAAUUGAGUUGCCAGUCCCAUCAGAUGCUACUAAACCAAAUAUUCGAACAUCAAUGGGUUCCGCUUCAUAUGCACCAGAGAAUGAUGCACUUGUCUGGAAAAUAAAAUCUUUUCCGGGUGGUAAGGAGUAUAUGCUUAGAGCAGAGUUUACCCUACCAAGUAUAAUAGCAGAAGAUGCAGCUCCUGAAAGAAAAGCUCCUAUACGUGUAAAAUUUGAGAUACCAUAUUUCACUGUUUCAGGAAUACAGGUUCGUUACCUAAAGAUCAUUGAGAAAAGUGGCUACCAGGCUCUUCCAUGGGUAAGAUAUAUAACCAUGGCAGGAGAAUACGAGCUUAGACUAAUAUGAGAACACCCAACAAAUUAUUAUUCGGUUUCCACAUGCAAAUCCUAUCACGAGGAUGGAUAUUCUCAUCUGGUAAACCAAUGUUCUUCCUGUAGAAUUAUGUAGUUUCAACCGAUUCAAGCUUAAGAAUGUAUGUAUGAUGGUAAAAUCUGGAUGGUGAAUUCUAAUUCGUUUUUUUUUUGUUGGCAUCAUUUCAAUCAUGGAUUUAGUUUGGUUGUUAUCGUCAGUUAUGUUUAUAAGUACUUCAUGGACAACUGUAUUAUUCCAACAUAGAAGGCAUUGAAAAGUUGGAAGAGAAGAGGAAUCUUGUUUUAUUAAAAAUUCUUUAUGUAUGUAUUUGCUUCAAGCAUAUUUUGCAU